CAAAAUUUUCAAUUCAAAUAUUUAAUGGAGACUCAAACACUUUUACAUCAAUUAGUAAAGCAGGCAUUCCCUGAAUCAAUUGAGGAAAGCACAUUAAAUAAUUACAAAACUUAUUUUUUGAGAAUCCUAAAUGUGCGAACAGGAAUUUAAUUGAUGGAUGAAUCUGAACUUCAAGCAGAGAUGACAAAAAUGACUAAUGUAAUAUUAUAUUUAAAUAAAAGAAAUCGUAAGCAUAUAGAUUACAAGAUUGUUUGAAUAGAUUGAACAAAACGAGAUUAAGGAAAAAAAAUGAACUUAUUCACUUUCUUUUUAGAACGAGCCAACUUAAUUAAAAUAAUAGUUAUACUAACUAAACUAUAGAUACAUUAUUUAAAUCAUAAGAGAUCUCUUAAAUUAACUAUUCUCAAACACUGCCUAAGAAAAUUAUUGAAGAGAGUCCUAAAAAUAAUGAUUAAUUAAUGAUCAUACAAUAAAUAUCAGAUAAAGGAAAUGUAAAUCUCUCUAUUACAUAAAAUGAUUUGAUUAAGGAUCUUAUAUUUAGUAUUUAAGGUAUCGAAAGUUAAUAUAUAUGUUAUGAUGCUAUCAAUGAUUCAUUCUAAAUCAAAAAAGAUGUUGUUAUUAGUUCUGCUAGUAGAAAACUUAUAAAUGUAAUGUGUGAAUGUGGUUGGUUAUUUAAGAAAAUACAAUCCUUUACCUAAACUACAUAUAAUAGUUUAGUAUUACAAGCUCUCUAAAAUUCAAUAAAAGAAGAAUUAAAUGAAUAUUAUAGAUUAAUAGCUUAUUUUGAGAAUCUUUUGGCAGAGUCUACUUUGACUUUAAGAAAAAUGUACAUGUGGUUAAAAUAACCAAUGCAUCAUUUAGUUUAGAUCAAUUUAGUUUUAUCUCAAAUCAUGACUAAUGUAUAAUUAGGAACUACAUCAUCAUUAGUCAUUUCUAUUUUAUGUAGAUAUUCAAAGCAUGGUUGCCCAUAAACUUCUUAAUUAUUUUCUAGAAUUCUCCAUCAAACUACUAUACCUAUUGUUAGAUUUAUAAAUUAAUGGAUUUUUGAUGGUUCUUUGAGUGAUUAAGCAUAAGAGUUCUUUAUAGAAAGAAAUGAUUCUAAUAAAAUAUAAAUAAGAGAUAGCGGAGAAUUAUGGAAAAAUGAAUUUAAAGUUAAUCAAGAUAAAAUACCAUAUAUGAUUACCUUGAAUGAUUCUUAUAAAAUAUUUGAUACUGGCAGAGUUAUAAAUUGGCUUAGAAAAUAAUGUAAAUAUACUCAAUUUAAUUAAAAUUAUGAAUUGAUCACUAUUGAUCUAUUAGGAACAGAAUAAUUUUCUCUUUUUGUAGAUCAAGUCAAUAAGGAAUAUAAUAAAUAGUUAAUUUAAUUAAUUAAACCAAACUUUAAGAUUACUCUAAAUGCUAUCAAAAGGUUUUUACUUUUAGGAUAAGGAGAAUUUAUUCACACUUUAAUGGAAUUAUUAUAAACUGAAUUAAAUAAGCCAGCUUAAUAGUGCUAUAGACAUACUUUAUUAAGUAUUUUAGAGUCAGCAUUUAAAAAUAUUUCAUAAGAAGUUAGACUUAAUGUUAAAUUACUUGAACCUUCUUAAAAUGAUACUGGAUGGGAAAUAUUUUGUUUAGAUUAUGCUAUUGAUGAACCUUUAAAUACCAUUUUUAACUAAAAAAUUAUGUUAUCAUAUUAUAGAAUUUUCAACUUUUUAUGGAGGAUAAAGAGAGUUGAAUUUAUAUUAACUUAAUGUUGGAAAAUGCAUCAAAAAUUUAUGACAAUUCCUAAUCAAUUCCAAAAUAUUAAAAAAGCUAUACAGUUAAGUUACUAGAUGAUGAAUGAAAUGUAGCAUUUUAUCAAGAAUUUUUAUAGUUAUCUAAUGUUAGAAGCUAUUGAAAGUCCCUGGAAAAAAUUUAUUGAUGAAUGUGAUAAAAUAUAAGAUUUAGAUGGCUUGAUUAAAAUACAUGAAUAAUUUAUUUCUGAUAUUCUUGAUAGAUCAUUCUUAAAUACUAAAGGAGAAGCUACGUAAAAGUUGCUAUUUAAAUUAUUUGAUUACAUUUUCAGAUUUAAAAGUUGUCAAGAAUUACUUUUAAGUUAUGCUAAAGAUUAAAUCUCUUAAAUAGAUAAUUAAUAAUUAUAAUUAAAAAAUUUACUUAACAAAUAAUCAAAUAUAACAAAAUAAACUCAAUUUAAAAAUUAAGAGAUUAUUAAGUCUUUAUUGGAAUUGAGAAAAUAAUAUAGAGAUUAAAUGUUUGAAUUGCUAGAAAAAUUGAAAAAAGAAGAUAGAUUGAAAUUUCUACAUUUUAAAUUAGAUUUUAAUGAGUACUAUAUAGGAAUUUAAGAAUCCAAACUUUUUAAUUACGAUUUAGAAAGGUAAUCAUUUUUUUUAUUUAUUAAGAUUUAUUGGUAUGUAUUUACCUAAAGUCAAUGAAGUUUAAAUUUAAAAUCCUCGAGUCUAAAGUACUAAAUAAUUAAUAUAACCAUAAUAAUAACAGUAAAGAACAUUUAAUACAAAUAUUGAAUUUUAGAAUGAAGUUAAAUCUGUAAAAGAAGGAUGUAAACAAUUAUUUUAAUUUUUUAGUAAAAUUAUUAGAAGAAUAAAGAAGAUAAUAAUUGUAAUUAAAGGAUCAAUUCACUAAAUCUCCAUUACAAAAAUCUCCAUUAAUUUAGAUUCCACCAACUAUGACAGAACAUGAAAAAAGAAAGAAUGAUGAAGAUUUGAGUUCCAGCGAUGAUGAUUGAGUUGUGAUAUUAAAAGAAAUUUAUUUAUUUAGUUUUUUGAAAUCAGA
This is a messenger RNA of Paramecium sonneborni, 2772 nucleotides long. NCBI's taxonomy places the organism in Eukaryota, Ciliophora, Oligohymenophorea, Peniculida, Parameciidae. The record is from the annotation of a GenBank genome assembly.